Messenger RNA from Topomyia yanbarensis, 5715 nucleotides. RefSeq lists its product as uncharacterized. NCBI's taxonomy places the organism in Eukaryota, Metazoa, Arthropoda, Insecta, Diptera, Culicidae. The coding region runs from base 721 to 4407 and encodes 1228 amino acids. The transcript has 13 exons. The record is from RefSeq and is a predicted model, not a curated record.
CGUAACACAAACGACGGUCGACGGCAGCAGCGAUCGGCCGAGUCGCGACGAAGUUUCGAUUCAGUUGAGCUCAAGAUCUUGUUGUGGUUAAACCUCUUUUUGGACCCGCGUUUUUCUUGUCUGUGGCGUCGUACACACUUGUUGUGUCGAGUAGUGAGUGGAUUGAGACUGCUUUAGGCUUCGAAGCUGUCGAAGUCGGUGGAGAUACUUUAGAAGCGGGUGCGGGUGGCAGCCGCUAGUGGAAAAUUUCGCGUGAUUCCUGCUGGUGCUGGAAAUCUCCAUACUCGAUUCACUGGAAGAGUGCAGUGCUGAUCUUCCGGCCUGUGGAUCCUCGCACGUGGAACGAAUCCUUAAUUGGUGAAUGUUAUUUUCGUGAGCCGCCAAUUUGUGAUGUUUCCAACUCUUUCUGUUGAUAUGUGCCAGUGCAACCUCAAAAGUUACGUGAGUGUGAAGAAGAAUACAGCCUCCUUGGAUUCAAAAGCUUGACGGUGAUAUUUUUAAACUUGAAUAGUGCCGAAAGUGUCAAAAAGUGCGUGUCGUUGAUUGGUGUGAAAAUAAUUUCAGUCCCGCUCAUCAAAGUGUGAAACCUAAAGCAAUUCGGUGUCAGACGUAGUGAUCAUUUGCUGUUUUUCCAUUGCAACACUCGACUGUCUCAUCAGUUAUCUCAAUCGGCGUUGGUAGUCAAAUGUGCCAACCCCAGUAAUCACCGUAAUCACGAUCAUGAUGAUGACGAUGUUGAGAGGCAAACUGUCGUUAUGUGUUUCCAGUGCUGCAACGGUCGUCGCAACGGUGGCACUGCUGGCGCUGAUCGUGGCCAGCUUUGGCGGCCGACAAGUGCAGGCCCAUGUCGCGCUGACGUUUCCACCGGCGCGGAAGUAUGACCUCGAUUUUCUGGACAACUCACGCACCAAAGCACCCUGCGGGAUGCCGAAAGGUUCAUUGAAAACGUCAUUCCUGGCCGGAAGUACUUUCAACGUUUCAUGGCAUCUCGCAUAUCCACACCGGGGUGGCUUCCGGCUUGAGGUACUCGAUCAGAAGGAAAGACCCGUUCUGAAUCUUACGCGUAGCGCAAAAGGAAAACUUUUCCUGCGGGAUGAUGUAACAGCGCAACAUUUUCAGGUGACGCUUCCACGCGACUUCACCUGUCCGGACUGUUCGAUACGGUUGACCCGCCAGGCGGACGAAUGGGGUAGCAACUAUCUGUUCUGGUCCUGCGCGGAUGUGGACAUCGUUCAGCGAAAGGAAUACCGUGAAUCGUGCUCCGGCCAUGGCAAGUUCAUCGCCCGGUGCAAGUGCGAGAAAAAGUACUACGGAAAUCGGUGCGAAUAUUGGGACGAGUGCACCACCAACCAGGACUGCGGUCUGCAGGGUACCUGUGUGGAUCUCGGGGGAACCUCGUUGCCCCGCAGGCAGUGCUACUGUCGGCUGGGCUGGUUCGGACCGGGCUGCAGCAAAAAAUCUCCUAUCAAAUCCACUGAUAUCGAUUACUCACUGUACAAGUUGAAAAAUUUGUCACCCGACCUCAACGUGUACUGGCGUGUGCUGAAGGAACAGAGCGAAAUCGAAGUGGUUCUGAAGGUGAAUGGUACCACCUGGGUUGGAUUGGGAUGGCGGCCACGGCGACUGACGGCCGAAUGCAAAAAUUUCCCCUUAAUCGGAGCUGCGGCUGAAGCCGGCACUGCGGAGCCAGAACCAGGCGCAGAACCGGAACCGGGAGCGGAACCCAAUGCAGAACCGGAACCAGGCUCAGAACCAGAGCCAGGUUCGGAACCGAAGUCGGAACCAGCAAGCGAGCCUGAACCGGAAGGAACCGCUGGACCAAGCUCCGAGCCGGCAGCUCACCCAGAACCAGCACCCGAGGGUUCAGCUGAACCGGAACCAGCUCACGCGGAACCAGAACCGGAAGCUACUUCAGAACCAGAACCCGAGAGUACCUCGGAACCUGAACCUGCAGCAGAAGGCAAAGCAGAACCCAGUGCCGAGCCAAAUGCGGAACCUAAACCAAAGAAGAGCAAGCGUGCAACCGCAGAUUCGCACCCACCAGCGAGCGAGCCGGAGCCAGAAUCGCCGCCGAAUGCUGAACCAGAACCUAAAUCCGAGCCCGCGUCCGAGCCGGAACCGAAAGCUGAAACGACUGCUAAACCUAAACCGGUCGCCCAAAAGAAGGUUAAUCCGUGGACUCCUCGCCAUGAUUUCAAUCCCAUGGACUGCACCGAUAUCGUGAUCGGAACAGCGCGCGGGGAAACUCAUCGGGUGUGGGAUUAUUACACCCGUGAUCGUUCGACGCCACGAUUGGACACCUUCUGGGGUGGUAAAUCGGACCUGACGGCGACCGGUGGGUUCGAGGUGGACGGUGUUACGACUAUCAUCUUCCGGCGAAAGUUGCAAGCCAACGAACCAACGGACCAUUCAUUCGUCGACGAUUUGAUGCAUGUUAUCUGGGCCAAGGGUCAGGAACCGGGUGCCUAUGUGCAUUCGCCACCGUCCGGUUUGGAGAAGGAGGCAGCCAGUGUACAGGACUUUUACAUGCGCGAUGAGCUGAAGUAUCACGGUCACCGGAUGCAGCGGGGUGUUUCGCAGAUUAACUUUUUGGAGGAAAAAGAAAAAAUGCUCGAACCAAUCAUAGCAGCCAACGGAACAGUGACCGGAAUGACCGACGCAGCAGUAGUACCAAUCAGUCCUAGAAGUCAUGAGCUGGACAACGAUUGCCAUGGGUUCUGGAAGUACCCCCGCGAUUGCGAACCGGAAAAGUUCAACUGUGAGUACUAUGCAAGCUGGCAGGUAGUUGGCAAAGGCGAUGCCUUCACUUUCCACAUCGAAACGAACAACACACAAACCUGGACCGGAGUCGGUUUCAGUGAUAAUCAGAAAAUGUCCCAAACGGAUGCCGUUAUCGGGUGGGUCGAUAAAACGGGCAGACCAUUCCUGAUGGAUACCUGGAUUAAUGGUUACUCGCCGCCGAAGCUGGACGAUCGGCAGGAUCUGUACAAUGCUUCGGGAAGGAUUGCCAAUGGACUGACAAUUCUGGACUUUAGCAGGAAGCGUGAUACUAGUGACGAGAACGAUGUGGCUUUCACCGAAGAUCACUGCUUGUAUCUUAUGUUUCCGUUGAACGGAGGAAUCUUCAAUCCGGUUAACAAGAAGAUUCGAAAGCAUGAUUCCACACCGGUGGUAACGGACACACGGGUUUGUAUAAAGUCCUGUCCGCAUAUGUUUGAGAAUCUGUUCAAUGCCGCCUCGACGCCGGCCCCGGAACGGGUAGCUUACGCGGCGUCGAUCCGUUUGACUAAUUUGGCGUCGGCGUUCAAAAUUCCGGAAUCGGGUACGGUGGAGUAUAACGAUUUGGCCAAGUCCAUCACGGAUAACUUCAACGGGAUGCUGAAGGGGGUGGGUGGAUUCUACAAGACCGAUGUGGUGAAUUUUGAGAUGGAUCCGGCUGGAGUUUUAGUCAACAUGAACAUUCUGUUGAACAAGGACGGCAUCGAGAGCAAUCUGGUAGAUGACCCGGCCAAACUGGAGCAAACUAUUCAACACUUGAUCCAGAACAAUUUGUCCUCUGGAAAGGUGGGAGCGCUGUCGGUCGAUCCUGAAUUCCUGGAAUUUACGACAUUGGAGUACAAACAACCAAUGAACAAUGAACCAUCAUUCUUCGAGCAGGCUGGAACAAGGCUCUACACAAUUUUGGGAUGCAUUGCCGCGCUCGUUUUCAUCGCUAUUGUCCAAGCCAGCUGCACCAUUUACAAAACAAGGAAAACGAAACAGAUGAGGGAUCAACUAAUCCCGAACUCUGCCUGGAAGGACUAUUCGUCCAACACGAACUAUGCGUUCGAUAAUUUCGAAGGUGAGACGAAAAGCCAGCACAGCAAACACCGCUCGGAUCGUGGCUAUAGCAACGGCAACAGCCAGCAGACGACACUGCAGAUGUCGCACUCGCCGAACAAGUCGCAGUACUACGAGAUCGAUCGUACCGAUGGGAUGCAUCGGAACGGUGAUCACAGGAACGGCUCCAUGCAACCCCGCUCCGCUCACGAUCCUCGCGGUGCCGACCGGUCCUCGUCAUCCUACGCCGAUCGGGCCUAUUCGUUACCCCGACCGAUGCAUCAGCAAAUGCAACAACAGCAGCAGGGCUCGAUGCAGCGACCCGGAUCCGAGUAUUACACCCAUGACCGGCGUACCCAGCCGAAGCGCACCAGCAACAAUCCAGGCGGCGGAAACGGUGGUGCCCACUACGCCACCAGCUCGAUAACCAACGGUAACGGAAUGCACUACCAGCAAGCUAGUCAACCAUCGUCGCAGCACGGUAGCCACAUGCCCGAAUCUUCGGAUCUGUACUUUACACCCACGCAACGGAAAUAUUCCGGCGAGGUCGUUAGGGUUUUCGUCGACUACAACAAGGAUAAGAAAUAGGCUGGAAUAAACCGCCAACUUUGUUGUUGAACCAGCCACUGUUUGUUCCGUGGCAUUCUUGUCCGUAUGUCAGCCAAUGUAGAGCGUAUCGGAGUGUUUGAUUUGUACGGAGGUCGGAGACGAAUGUUUACAAUAAUUAUUGAGACAUAGCCAUUGUUGGCGGCAACGAAAAUCAUCGCACCAACAGUUUCAUCUAGUGCAAGUUUCACGACUAUUUCAGUUAACUUUAUUACUGCCCUCUCGAAAAAAUGAUUUCAAAUCUCGGCACCAUCUAUUGCUUUCAUUUCAUACUUUGUCCAUACAUAUGUCAGAAAGCUAAAAGUCAUACCACUUGGAGGAUUAUAGAUGUAUCAAUAUAUUGUUAAAAUCAACCUUAUAUGUUUAGGAAAACUCUUAUCUACAUACCUAGAAGGACAGUCAUACCUAAAUCCCACCUUCCGGGCUUUGGUUGAAGGUUUUUUUGUGUUUUACUAUAUUGUUAUGUUAAUUUAAAUUUUUAAUGAAUUUUAGUCAACCAGUCAUUGUAAGAGAUGAAACGAUCAACAACAUGAGGAUCUCGCUCUGAGGUACAGAUCUAUAAAUCUUUAGUUUCAGCUAAUUUUUUGGCAACAUCAGAUGUUUGUUCGAAUAGAGCUUACCAGUAUCAAAAUCAUAGUGGUUGUCUGUCACAAAUCUGUAUUAAUUGCAUAAAUUCCGAGUAUAGUCUGAGAACUAACUGGUUGAUCGUCGUUGCUCGAAUAGCAAGGUCCCUUGAAUAUCGGUAAAAUUACUUUUUCGAACUUAUGCCAUUGUCAUUACUGGCACCAUUGUCUAUUCCAUACCCAGUUACAACUGGGUAUGGAAUAGACAAGUUGACCAUUCCAACUUUCAUGCACAUUAUCCUUGCAAUGACAAUGGAAGAAUCUGAAGAUAGAUGUAUGCAAAGUAAUAUCUAAACUAGCUAAGUUAGUGUACACGAGGAAUUAUAAUGAAUCUGGUAAAAAUACUCCCCCCCCAUCGUUUUAGUAACAAGUUUUAAUUAGUCUCCUCAUGUUUCCUCCUCGGUGGCAAUAUUGUAAAUAAUAAACGCGACGUGAACUGUACAGGCCACUCUGACCACAUCUAUGUUUUAAUUUGUAGGUACUACUUAAAUUGCAAACAAAAGGGAGCACCCUUACUUGUACAGCUGCUGCUAAAGGUACUAUUUUAAACUGUUUAUACAUUUUAUAAUAAACCUCUAAACGUCUGGAGUAUAUGCGUAACCGUAGGUUUUAGCCAAUGAGAAAAAUGUACGUAGAGGAAUGUAAUAAACAUACAAGCUAGCCGUUA